AUGUUCAGGCCCGGAUGGUCUGUUCUUUUGGUUGACUUUGGUGCCGUCUCCCUUGUCGCCCUUACUCUCCCUCUUACUGCGCAAGACGGUUUCGAAAUUUCAACGAGAGCAUCUGCCGGCAACACCUUCGCCUCGCUCGGACCAGUGCAAAGGUGUAGAGGGCCAGAAGUGCACAACCGAAACGGGAGGAGAAGGACCCUUGCCUUCCAGAACAGCUGA
Molecule: messenger RNA, 219 nt
Organism: Trichosporon asahii var. asahii CBS 2479
Lineage: Eukaryota; Fungi; Basidiomycota; Tremellomycetes; Trichosporonales; Trichosporonaceae
Exons: 2
Coding region: 1-219 (72 amino acids)
Source: RefSeq, a predicted model, not a curated record